AUGGCUAUCUUCCACAUUGUCCUCUUCCAGUUCAAGGCCGACGCCAACGCAGAAGAAGUCAAGGUGGUCUGCGCCCGUUUCCUGGCGCUCAAAGAUAGCUGCAUCCACCCAACAAGCAAAGCUCCGUACAUCAAGUCUCUGAAAGCAGGGAAGGACAACUCGCCGGAGGGUCUGCAGAAUGGCAUGACACAUGGCUUCGUCGUCGAGUUUUUGUCGGCUGAAGACAGGGACUAUUAUGUCAAGGAAGAUCCAGCUCAUCAGGCGUUUGUCAAGAGCACCGGGGAUGUGCUCGAGAAGCCCAUUGUCCUCGACUUUGAGGAUGGCGUGUAUUAG
Molecule: messenger RNA, 333 nt
Organism: Parathielavia appendiculata
Lineage: Eukaryota; Fungi; Ascomycota; Sordariomycetes; Sordariales; Chaetomiaceae
Product: dabb-domain-containing protein
Exons: 3
Coding region: 1-333 (110 amino acids)
Source: RefSeq, a predicted model, not a curated record